ACUCAGCUACGGUUUUGUGAGUUGGGGGGAUGGGGCCGUGCCGAGGAUGAUCGACUUCGAAUAUUUAGCAAAUCUAACAAUUUCCCAAUUUAUAUUCCCUUAUUUUGUACCGAACUACUUUUCCAUCACGCAUGACUUUCGGUUGGAACUCACCAACUUGAAGUGGAGUAUUUUUACGCCCACGACAGUGGUUUAAAAGUCGACAAAAUGUAUCCCACUGCUGGAGCUACAGAGAUGUUUGAGGGGCCUCGUUCUUCUGGGUCAGCCAGCUCUGAGCCACCGUCAUCCCCAGUGCCAGAAUAUGUGUUCAAGCCACCCUCGAGGCCCGACUUUGGCACCAUGGGCAGGACAAUCAAGCUUCAGGCCAAUUUCUUUGAGAUGGAAAUCCCCAAACUGGAAGUGUACCAUUAUGACAUUGACAUCAAGCCAGAGAAAUGCCCUCGGAGGGUCAACCGUGAAAUUGUGGAGCACAUGGUCCAGCACUUUAAAACUCAGAUUUUUGGGGAUCGAAAGCCGGUGUAUGAUGGCAGGAAGAACUUGUACACUGCCAUGCCCUUGCCCAUAGGCAAAGACAAGGUGGAACUGGAGGUGACCAUUCCAGGGGAGGGCAAGGACCGCAGCUUCAAAGUAUCCAUCAAGUGGGUGUCGUGCGUUAGCCUGCAAGCCCUGCACGAGGCGCUGUCAGGGCGGCUACCCAGCGUCCCCUUUGAGACCAUCCAAGCUCUGGAUGUCGUCAUGAGACAUUUGCCCUCUAUGAGGUAUACUCCAGUGGGUCGUUCUUUCUUCACUCCCUCAGAAGGCUGUUCAAAUCCCCUGGGUGGUGGCAGAGAGGUGUGGUUUGGCUUCCACCAAUCUGUCAGGCCUUCGCUUUGGAAAAUGAUGCUCAAUAUUGAUGUUUCAGCCACCGCGUUCUAUAAAGCUCAGCCUGUAAUUGAGUUCAUGUGCGAGGUCUUGGAUUUCAAAAGCAUUGAAGAACAACAGAAGCCAUUAACAGACUCUCAAAGAGUUAAAUUUACCAAAGAAAUUAAAGGCCUGAAAGUGGAGAUCACACACUGUGGACAGAUGAAGAGAAAAUACAGAGUGUGCAAUGUGACCAGAAGACCUGCCAGCCAUCAAACGUUCCCCCUGCAACAGGAAAACGGCCAAACGAUUGAAUGCACCGUGGCGCAGUACUUCAAAGAUAAGUACAAACUCAUCCUGCGAUACCCCCACCUGCCAUGUCUACAAGUUGGGCAGGAGCAAAAGCACACCUACCUGCCUCUAGAAGUGUGUAACAUCGUUGCGGGACAGCGCUGCAUCAAAAAACUGACAGACAAUCAGACCUCCACGAUGAUCCGUGCCACUGCUAGAUCAGCACCUGACCGUCAGGAUGAAAUUAGUAAACUGAUGCGAAGCGCCAAUUUCAACACUGACCCGUACGUCCGGGAAUUUGGCGUGAUGGUGAGGGACGAGAUGACGGAAGUGAACGGCCGUGUCCUCCAAGCACCCUCCAUUCUGUAUGGAGGCAGGGUAUGUCCAUCAGCAGUUGUAAGUACAGUGAUGGCUAAAGAUGGCUUCCGGGGAAUAUUGCGACAUUGUCGCUUUUAUUGUCCUUUCCAGAACAAGGCGAUCGCCACGCCAAUCCAGGGCGUGUGGGACAUGAGGAACAAGCAAUUCCACACGGGCAUCGAAAUCAAAGUAUGGGCCAUUGCGUGCUUCGCGCCACAGAGACAGUGCACUGAACUCCUACUCAAAGCAUUCACAGAUCAGCUCAGGAAGAUCUCCCGCGAUGCAGGCAUGCCCAUUCAGGGUCAGCCGUGCUUCUGUAAAUACGCGCAGGGCGCCGACAGCGUGGAGCCCAUGUUCAGACAUCUCAAGUAUACGUACCAGGGCCUCCAGCUGGUUGUAGUCAUCCUACCAGGGAAGACGCCCGUCUACGCUGAAGUGAAACGUGUAGGAGACACAGUCCUCGGUAUGGCCACGCAGUGCGUGCAGGUGAAGAACGUCCAGAAGACGACACCGCAGACGCUCUCCAACCUCUGCCUGAAGAUCAAUGUCAAGCUUGGCGGCGUCAACAACAUCCUGCUUCCUCAGGGACGGCCGUUGGUGUUUCAGCAGCCUGUCAUCUUUCUUGGCGCUGAUGUCACUCAUCCUCCUGCAGGAGAUGGAAAGAAGCCCUCUAUUGCAGCUGUUGUAGGCAGCAUGGACGCUCAUCCCAGUCGAUACUGCGCCACCGUUCGUGUACAGCAGCACCGACAGGACAUCAUCCAAGACCUGGCCACCAUGGUCAGAGAGCUGCUUAUCCAGUUCUACAAGUCCACCCGCUUCAAGCCCACCAGAAUCAUCUAUUACCGUGAUGGCAUCUCUGAGGGCCAGUUCAACCAGGUUCUUCAGCACGAACUGCUUGCAAUCCGAGAAGCCUGCAUCAAGCUGGAGAAGGACUACCAGCCUGGUAUCACCUUUGUAGUAGUCCAGAAAAGACACCAUACCAGGCUCUUCUGUACAGACCGAAACGAAAGGGUUGGAAAGAGUGGCAACAUUCCCGCGGGCACAACAGUAGACACCAAAAUCACUCACCCAUCCGAAUUUGACUUCUAUCUUUGCAGUCAUGCUGGCAUACAGGGUACCAGCAGGCCAUCUCACUACCACGUGCUCUGGGACGACAAUCACUUCUCUUCUGACGAGCUGCAAGUGCUCACGUACCAGCUGUGCCACACAUACGUGCGCUGCACCCGUUCCGUUUCCAUCCCGGCGCCCGCCUAUUACGCUCACCUCGUGGCUUUUCGCGCCCGCUAUCACUUGGUGGACAAGGAGCACGACAGUGCCGAGGGUAGUCACACAUCAGGUCAGAGCAACGGGCGUGACCAACAGGCCUUGGCCAAAGCUGUUCAGAUCCACCAGGACACACUGCGCACGAUGUACUUCGCCUGAGAGUUCAGGCCGCCGGGUCGGCGUGGGUGCGACACCCCCCCACCCCCACUGAGGCAACACACUACCUUGCUGUCGGCUGUGUGCUUUUACUGUGUGAUGUCCCUUUCUAAAACACCUGGCAGGUACCCGAGCCUAACCCACUGUCUGUAAGUUGCAAAACAAGUCCUCUCUAUGGUGAGCUAUAUAUAUAUAUAUUUGUAUAUGUUGUGAGAAAAUAUGUCGCAAAGUAUGAAAGGAAUAUUAUUCCAAAUGGUGCUUUAUGGAUUAGGACAAGCACCUCAACUCCCUCUGUUUUUUUUUUUUGUUUUAAAUCCUAUUUGAGGGGGCAUUUUCAUUUGCUCCUCAGAUGCAUAUUAUUCAACAGCCAAUCGAAGUGCACUCUCAAGAAAGGGUACUUAAAAAUGCAAGUGCUUAAGACUUUCACAUCAGGCACUAUAAGAAAGAUGGAAGUGCCAUUACGAGACCACCUUCGAUCAUGUUUGUUUUACUAUUUGAUCCACGUCUUUUUUCUAGUAUUUGUCCCCGGUGGUCAUGCUAUGCCAAAUCUGGGACAAUUAACCAUUUUAGGUCUUGAUAUCAACUCUUGAACCGACACUUAGAAUAUUCCAGGGCUCUUAAUAUUUUCAUAGAUACAACAUAGCUAUCUGUUUUAAUGAGGUUUUUUUUCUCGCAACCCAACGGCCGUGCUGAAAUCAUGUAUUGGGACCGGUUCCCAGAAAACAUACCUUUUUUUUUUUAGAUGUACUCUGAGCCGUGUUUAUAAGACGCACGAUGUACAAAUCAAUGCAGGGAGCAGAAACAAUCAUUUGUUUUGCUCCCUUGUUGUUUUUAUAGAAUGUUUUUAAUUUCAGUUAAACUUUCUAACAAAUAUGCAUGUUUUAGAAACGUAGAUUUGUUUUUUUUCCCCCCCCCUCCCAUAUGUUGGUGCGGCGUUUCCAUAGCGAUGCAUUUGGUACAGUAGCCUCAAAGUUGCAACAUUUCCGAGAUCAAAUUCUUUCUAAAAACAACCGAAAGCAUUUUUGUCGCACACCGGCAUUGUUUUAUGCAAAACGACUUUUCUCUUGAGUCUUUUAAUGAUGAAGCAACUCAGCUAUAUUUUGAAUAAAUCUUCAGUGGAGACUGCCGAAAUAGGAAAAAAAGAAAUUCAACCGGCCCAAGAGAUAAUUUUAAGUAACACUAUUUGUGUAUAGAGUCCAAUGAAAAUAUUCUCUUGCCUUUCAAGACUGUUUACGGUCAUUCUAUAGACAUUUUCUAUUGUCCACUUUUAUCAAGUUUAAGCUAGCGAAUGUUCAUUGUCUCGAAUGGGGUGGAUGUCGUCUCAACUUCGAACUAUGCAUUGUUUUUAACCACGAGAUUUAGCGGAGGGGACAUCUCACCUCAAUCUGGAGUUUUUUAUCGAUGUAGAUAGCGCAUUUAGUAGUUUGGAAUCAUGUCGCUUUUAGUCGUGUCGCUUUUUUUGCGCGGUCCUUUGAAACGAUUUUUAUAGCUUGACAAUUGGGCCUGCUCUCAGCCAAAUAAGAUUACAAAAACCUCUCACGAUAAUGACUCAAAAGCACAAAAAGAACCCUGUGCGAGAUGUUUUCACUGUAAACCACCAUCACUGGACCGGCCCACGCGUUGUAUUUUUAAAUUUCUUUUUUUUUUUUUUGACCCCCAGACGUGUGUUUUGGAAGGAAAACAAUUGAGACUUGUUCUUCCCAUCUUACUAGCAGAAAUCCGACUGACUGUGUUUGCGGGGCAUUCAGAACACCACGUACUUGAUCUUUCCUGUUGAUGUCAAUCUUGUACUUCUUGGUGCUCGUCUCAAAGCAUGUACAUGUGGAUGCACUUUUGAUAGCAUAGCAUUGGUAUGUGCUCCAGUGGAUGUGUGUGAGUGUAUCUAUCUGUGUGAGAGAAACGGGAGUCUUGGCCAUAUUGUGACACUGGUGUAAUUGUACGGAAAUGGCCUCGUGUUCUACCUCUUGUUACCUGUUCAAGUGUUAUGGUAACAUCACACUGCCGGCCAUUUCUGCAUAAUUGCCCCUGCUAUCAAUCUAAAUGGCAUUGAUUUUUAUUUUAGGUGCGUUCUGUUUUUUUUUUUUUUUGUACGUGUUUGUAUUGUCAUAGUUCAACUCAUAAUGCGGAGCGGGGUUGUGUUUUUAUUUCUUGAAGGGGCUUUAGCAUCGAGCUGCACGACCAAAUUCUUGAACUGCGUCGCUACUCGCUCACAGCUUUUCCUUUUAUCGAUUUUUCUCUAUGCACAGUGACGCAGAAGUUUUUAUUUUCAUUUGCCACCCUGAUCCAUUUCGACACAGGACAAUUCAAUCAUGGCUUGUGAAUCAUUUUGAAAUGAAGUAUGCCGCAUCAGAGGAAAA
This is a messenger RNA of Syngnathus acus (greater pipefish), 5264 nucleotides long. It is a transcript of the gene ago2, whose product is annotated as argonaute RISC catalytic component 2. Gene Ontology annotation, molecular function: protein binding; RNA binding; endoribonuclease activity, cleaving siRNA-paired mRNA. Gene Ontology annotation, cellular component: RISC complex. The record is from RefSeq and is a predicted model, not a curated record. The transcript has 19 exons. Bases 208 to 2910 code for a protein of 900 amino acids. NCBI's taxonomy places the organism in Eukaryota, Metazoa, Chordata, Actinopteri, Syngnathiformes, Syngnathidae. Gene Ontology annotation, biological process: regulatory ncRNA-mediated gene silencing; regulation of DNA-templated transcription.